Messenger RNA from Kwoniella botswanensis, 990 nucleotides. RefSeq lists its product as uncharacterized. Lineage: Eukaryota; Fungi; Basidiomycota; Tremellomycetes; Tremellales; Cryptococcaceae. The transcript is spliced from 3 exons. Gene Ontology annotation, cellular component: mitochondrial small ribosomal subunit; ribosome. Gene Ontology annotation, biological process: translation. Gene Ontology annotation, molecular function: RNA binding; structural constituent of ribosome. The record is from RefSeq and is a predicted model, not a curated record. Bases 1 to 990 code for a protein of 329 amino acids.
AUGUCUCUCUCUCUCCCCUCGACAGCCUCGUCCUCUCUCCGCUCUCUGCGGUCCCUCACUCUGGGCGCUACUCGAUCAUACGCUUCCCUCUCACCGUACUCUCCUCCUUCGUCAUCCGACUACCCCCCACCUCGACGACCCACCCGUCCAUCUUCUAGCGAAUUCUUCACGGGCCGUCCAGUGUUCCAUGAAUCCCUCUCAGAACUGAACUUCACCAUAGAUUCUAUCAAGAAAUCACUAAGGGUCAAACACAUAUAUCCUCUCCCUUCGGAUUUACCGUACGUCAACCCCCCUCAGGCAAAUUGGAUUUCUAAAGAAGAACUAUCAACAUUGUUCGAUAUCAAACUACGUACCAACACUUUACGUCAGGUUCACGAACUUCUAUCUGAGCUGAAUCACCUUAGACACGUUUCGGACUUGAGUGGGAAUGGUGAACUUGUAGGAAAAAUCAACGAAGUCUUGUCUAGGUACGAAAGGCGCUCUGCUUCUUCCUUUUCGUCUGGGGUGGACUCUCAGAAGUCAGGCGAAGAGGAGGAAGGACAAGGGAUAGAUGUAUUUGGUAGAUCCUAUGGAAUGGGUAGAAAGAAAACUUCAAGCUCGAGAGUAUGGCUUAUACCCUCCCAAAGUUUACUUUCAACUACGACCGAUACAACUUCUUCAACUGCGACGUCGGCGGAAAUCCUGAUCAACCAUGUACCCCUUUCACAGUAUUUUGUACGACCCUCUGACCGAGAAACUAUUCUUCGUCCGUUGAAAAUCACUGGAUACCUUGGGGCAUUCAAUAUAUUUGGGUUUUCGAGAGGCGGAGGGAUGUCCAGUCAGGCUUCGGCCGUGGGAUUGGCAGUGGCUAGAGCGUUAGGGGUAGCCAAAGAAGAUGCGAGGGAUAUCUUACAGGCUGAUGGCGCCCUUAUGAGAGAUACAAGAAUGACGGAGAGGAAGAAGACGGGUAGAGCCAAAGCUAGAAAAGGAUACACUUGGGUCAAACGAUGA